GGCAGUGGCCCAAGAAAUAGCAAAAAGACAAAUUAAAAAAAAAGGUACCUCGGGAUAACUUGCCUGGAGCGAUGACUUGGGAAUGAUGGGGUGGGGAAGACCUUUCAGCUCAGCUUUGGCCUCCAGCCCUUCUUCCAAGGAGCAUGACUUACAAGUGGGACCAUGGCUUCAAAGUUGUUGGGGACUUUUCCUCCUGGCCCAUCAUUUCCUACCUUCUUGGUGUCCUUGUGCAGCUGCUCUGGUCCCCGGACAUGGCGGCCAUCGUGGACGAGGUCACGCUCAGGAUGCUGGCCAGCUGGUUCCAGUGCAAGGAGCCGGCUGUGGUGAAGCUGCUGCUGCGGGCAGUGGAGAUCCUCGCGAUGCACGGAAACAUGGGGAAGCAGCUUCGCGCUCUGCAGCCCUACGUGCUCAACUGCUGCUACUCCGAGGACAGCGGCAUCGUGGCUGAGACCUUCAAGAUGCUGAAGUGUCUGGUGGAGCAGCUGACCUGGGAGCACUCCUCUGCCUUCCUGAUCCAGCUGGCCUUCACGCUGGGGCCCUUCCUGGAGGAGGUGAGGCCCCCGACGCCUGUUUCCCUUCUCUGGCCUCUGUCAAGUAAGGGAGCUGCCGGAACUGUCUCCAAGGCCUCCGGCUGGCGUGUGAUGCCAGUUUGGGGCUUGCACAGGGUGACCUGGACAGAGAGCAGAGGGCGGUGGCAGGAGUGGCGUGACGCCCUGGAGCCAGAGCACAUCCUUUGGCGGGGGGAGUCGGAGCUUCUGCGCUUGAUGGCCUUUGAGAGCUAUGGUGCUCUCCUGGCCAAGGUCAGCAGGAGGGUCCUUGUCUUCCCCUUGAGGCACCAGGUCUUCAACUUGCUCAUCCUCCUCGUGCUCCACCUGGAGGACGUGAACGUCAGCGUGGCUCAGAUCGCCCGGCCCGCUCUCUGCCACACGGCCACCGUGCUGCGCUGGUCAAAGCUCAAAGUGAUAUUUGCCGAGAAAGACACCUGGACGAUCCUGAGAGCCCUGCUUCUGGGGUUUGCAGCCACAGGGUACAAAAAUGAGGUGGCUGCUGGCCAUGUGCUCUGCGCCCAGCCCCUAAAUGUGCCUCCUGCCCGCCCCUGCGUCCUGUCUGAGCUGGGGGUCCAGGCACACAGGUAG
This is a messenger RNA of Sus scrofa (pig), 1136 nucleotides long. NCBI's taxonomy places the organism in Eukaryota, Metazoa, Chordata, Mammalia, Artiodactyla, Suidae. The record is from RefSeq and is a predicted model, not a curated record.